GCAAGAGUCGGUUUUUUCAAUUUUCUCAAAGAAAAUGCACAAUUUAUCACGAAUUAAUCGUUUAACGAAUCAACCGGGACUUCCAUCACACUCAGAAGGCAAAUCAUAUCGAAAGGAUCUCAAGAAGAUCAGCAAAGUCGAGUUACUUGAAAUUUAUGAGCGGGAAGAAAAGUUGUUAAAAAAUCAAUCGAAACUUGACAAACUUCCCGAUAAAGGUCAAAAGAUUCGAGAAUAUUUCGCCAAAGUAAAAGCUGAAUUGGACAAUCGUAAUGAAAUCGAUAAAGCUGCUGAGCAAUUCUCCAAAUUGAAUAUUGCGUCAAUUGGUCAAAAAGCACUCAAAAAUCUCGAAUGGACAAAAGAUACGAGACUUGAUAAGCCCGAAGUUACAGUCGAUAGCGAUGAUGAACAAGAAGACGACCCGUUGAAAAUCAUCGCAAAAUCAAAUGAAGCGGAAAAAAUUGUCAAAGUAAUUCCUCCGGAAGAGCCUCUCAUAACUGAAGAAGAUCUAAAGGAAAUUGAAUCAUUCAAAAAUGAGGAAAAACCUGCAGUUGUCGAAGUUGUUGGUAUCAAAAAUAAAAAUCGUUUCCAAAAAAUCCUUCAAAAAAUGGAUGAUAAAAUCGUAAGUGACGACAAUGAACUCAACAAAGUUGCUGAAAUUUUAGAACCUCAUGCCAUAUACUUGUGUAACAUCGAACACGAUAAAUCUAAAAGUCCUCGGACGAAAUUUCUGCCAAGCAGAACGACAAAAUCAGAUGUUCAUAAUCCGGAGAGGGAAAAAACACGUAAAGUUCAAAGAAAUUGGGAGCCAACUGCAGCAACGCCUCCCUUAUUGAAACAUGGAGGCGUCAAAACAUUAACUCUCGAGGAAUCUAUUGACGUUCAACGACAACAAAUUGAACAUGUGAAAAAAGUACAAGAGGAACAAGCGAAAGAACGUCUUGCUCAACGUGAAAUACGGGCAAGAGAUAGAAUGUUAGUCGAUAAUUUGGUCAACGAUGCUCCGUUUUUCAGUGAUUAUCGAGAUCCGAAUGAAGAAUCUGAUAGCGAACAAGAGUUCAAUAGCGACGAUGAAGUGCAUGACGAACCAGAAGACAAAGGAGGCGUUAUUUAUGUUGUCGAAGGAAGCUCAUAAAAAAGAAAUCGUGAAACGUACUAAAUAAAAAAAAAUGUUUUU
This is a messenger RNA of Culicoides brevitarsis, 1174 nucleotides long. It is a transcript of the gene Polr2M, whose product is annotated as DNA-directed RNA polymerase II subunit GRINL1A. Bases 35 to 1132 code for a protein of 365 amino acids. Lineage: Eukaryota; Metazoa; Arthropoda; Insecta; Diptera; Ceratopogonidae. The transcript has 2 exons. Gene Ontology annotation, biological process: transcription elongation by RNA polymerase II. Gene Ontology annotation, cellular component: nucleus. The record is from RefSeq and is a predicted model, not a curated record. Gene Ontology annotation, molecular function: transcription elongation factor activity.